Esox lucius (northern pike) is the source of this 2942-nucleotide messenger RNA. It is a transcript of the gene tmtc4, whose product is annotated as transmembrane O-mannosyltransferase targeting cadherins 4. Gene Ontology annotation, molecular function: mannosyltransferase activity; protein binding. Gene Ontology annotation, biological process: endoplasmic reticulum unfolded protein response; protein O-linked glycosylation via mannose. The record is from RefSeq and is a predicted model, not a curated record. Gene Ontology annotation, cellular component: endoplasmic reticulum. Lineage: Eukaryota; Metazoa; Chordata; Actinopteri; Esociformes; Esocidae. The coding region runs from base 502 to 2814 and encodes 770 amino acids. The transcript has 19 exons.
CAUUCCACGCGCCAGGCAACAAGGAAGUAUCAGGGAGACCUAGGAUAGACCUGCCGAGCUCUUUGGAAGCAGACAGCAAAUUCAUACAGUCGCGAGUUCAUUGUUUACUUUACAAGUAUACAUUUCUUACCGCUUUUAGCUGUUUUCGUUUAAUGCAUCCUGUAGGCGUACGACUGAAAUUGGUAGCAGCAGCUAGCUAGUUAACAGGACCCGCUACCGUUAGCUGGCUAAUUGUUAGCGAACCGUAUUGACCUGCAUAUUAAGCUUGCCAGGCUCUUUUGUUAGCUAAGUUUGAUCUCGAGAAGGCGUUAUGGCUUGGGUUUGCAAGAUGUUGUUCUGAUGUUGGUUCCAACGAAUUCCUGUAGAAUGGUUAGCCAGCCCCAUAGCUAUCAAGCUACUGUAAUAGAACUCAUGCCUGCAAGCUUGUCCUCCAAAACUUUGUCUUCCAAAACAAUGAGGGAAUAGGUGUUAACUGCAGAAUGACAACAGACCGUAUGCACCAUGGCACAGACAGAAGUUGAUUGGGACCACCAUAUACCCUUACCAAAGCUUGCCCCAGUCAAAGCCAAGAUCACUUUGGCUCUGGUAGCGCUGCUCUGCUUCAUCAACAGCUAUGAUGGAGACUUUGUGUUUGAUGAUUCAGAAGCUAUCGUCAAUAACCAGGACUUGAAUCCAGCCACUCCCCUCAACAACAUCUGGGGAAAUGACUUCUGGGGCAGUAACCUGAGCAGCAACAACAGCCACAAGUCCUACAGGCCACUCACUGUCCUCACCUUUAGGUUCAACUACCUCAUGGCCGGUGGGCUGCACCCAGUAGGCUUCCAUAUUUUGAACAUUGGCCUGCACAGUCUCAUAUCAGCACUGAUGUUCGACAUGUUCUCCAUACUGCUCGGUGGUUUGACCUACGUGAACAGGAAGAGGCUCAACCACGUGCCCAAGGCAUCUCUCCUGGCCGGCAUUCUCUUCGCAGCUCACCCCAUUCACACCGAAAGUGUUGCAGGGAUUGUCGGCAGGGCAGACCUACUGUGUGCACUUUUCUUUCAGCUAUCAUUUCUGACCUACUGCAAAGCCUUCAGAGGAGGUACUGAGAGAGAGAACAUUGCCAUUCAUUGGAUUGCCGUGAGCCUCUUGUUGUGUUCUGCGGCCAUGCUCUGCAAAGAACAAGGCAUCACUGUUCUGGGGGUGAACGCUGCCUUUGAUGUCCUCCUGAUAUGUAAUGUAAAUGUCUUUGAGCUGAGCCACAGGCUGUUCCUUAAGAAGAAAACAGCAGACGUGAGUGAGCUGGUACGAACAGGGCUCCUUACUCGAUUGGCUCUCCUGUCUCUGAGUGGAGCCUCCUUGCUGUACACACGCUGGAAGAUCAUGGGAACUGGGCCACCGGCCUUCACCGAAGUUGACAACCCAGCAUCCUUUGCGGAAAAUGUAUUUCUCAGAAUAGUCAACUAUAAUUACUACUACUCACUGAAUGCCUGGCUGCUGCUGUGUCCCUGGUGGCUGUGUUUUGAUUGGUCCAUGGGCUGCGUGCCCCUCAUUAAGUCCGCAUUUGAUUGGAGGAUGCCCUGGCUGCUGCUGCUCUGGAGCUUCCUGAUAGGCUUGAUAAACCAAGCCAUAUGCUCACAGGACAGCCAGAGGAGAAGUUUAAGGUUGUGUCUGUUCCUGCUUCAAACCAGGACCGGAUCACCAGUCAGAUCCAGAUCCCAAUGCAGUCUGUGGAGACAGCUGGUGAGGACGUUGACCCUGGGCUUGGUUCUUCUGGUGGUUCCCUUCCUGCCCGCCUGCAACAUCUUCUUCAGGGUGGGCUUUGUAGUUGCAGAGAGGGUCCUCUACCUCUCCUCAGCCGGAUAUUGUAUGCUACUAGCCUACGCCCUGGGUUGUUGCUGCUGCCGCUGGAGCAAACACAAGGGGCUGCUUCGCGCCUUGCUGCUCGCACUUUUAUGUGUCUAUGUUGCUCGCUGUUCCAUGCGUAGUCACCAGUGGCGUUCCGAGCAGAGCCUCUUCACCAGUGCCCUGUCUGUUUGUCCCCUCAAUGCCAAGGUGCAUUAUAAUGUUGGCAAAAACCUUGCAGACCGAGGGAACACUAGUGCUGCCAUCAAGUACUACAGAGAGGCUGUCAGGUUGCACCCCACGUAUGUCCAUGCUAUGAAUAACCUGGGCAACAUCCUGAAGGAGAGGAACGAACUGGUGGAGGCAGAGGACCUGCUGGCUAAAGCUGUACACAUACAACCGGACUUUGCAGCCGCAUGGAUGAAUCUAGGAAUAGUGCAAAACAGCCUGAGGAAGUUUGAGGAAGCAGAACAGAGCUACUGGAAUGCCAUCCGAUUCCGUAAGAAAUACCCCGACUGUUACUACAACCUCGGCCGCCUUUAUGUCGACCUGAACAGACACCUAGAUGCUCUGAAUGCAUGGAGGAAUGCUACAAUGCUGAAGCCGGAUCACAGUCUAGCCUGGAACAACAUGGUCAUACUGCUGGAUAACACUGGCAACCUGGCCCAGGCGGAGGUGAUUGGCCGAGAAGCCCUGAAACUCCUCCCCAAAGACCACACCAUCAUGUUCUCAUUGGCCAACGUCCUGGGCAAACUACAGAAGUAUGAGGAAUCUGAAGGUUUCUUCCUCCAUGCUCUGAGGAUCAACCCAAACUCUGCCAGUUGCCAUGGUAAUCUUGCGGUGUUGUACCAUCGCUGGGGGAAGUUGGAGCUGGCCAAGAAGCACUAUGAGCUGUCUCUGAAGCUGGACCCAGAGGCUCUGGGCACCCGGGACAACUACGACAUGUUGCAACGCAAACUGGACCAGCUUUAUAGGACCACAGCGCCCUAAGGGACCGGAGUACUGACUAUGCGCUCUGACAAAUACAGAUACACACAGCUGGUUCAUUUGAUUUUCAUUCCAGCUUUGUUCUAUGUCCGUUGUAUUAAUAUGAAUAAAGACCAUAUUCUGUGUGACAA